This is a messenger RNA of Beta vulgaris subsp. vulgaris (sugar beet), 1194 nucleotides long. RefSeq lists its product as uncharacterized. Gene Ontology annotation, molecular function: DNA helicase activity. The record is from RefSeq and is a predicted model, not a curated record. The transcript is spliced from 3 exons. Lineage: Eukaryota; Viridiplantae; Streptophyta; Magnoliopsida; Caryophyllales; Amaranthaceae. The coding region runs from base 1 to 1194 and encodes 397 amino acids. Gene Ontology annotation, biological process: telomere maintenance; DNA repair.
AUGAAUAAAAUUGUUUUACCUGUAGCAACGUCAGGCAUUGCUGCAGCAAACAUUGUAACUGGUCGAACGGCUCAUUCCCGGUUUAAAAUACCUCUAGAUCAUACUGUUUCAAAGCAAAGCGGCCUCGCAGCCCUUUUGAAAGAAACUUCCUUGAUCAUCUGGGACGAGUCUUCAAUGGCUCGGAAGGAAAACAUAGAAUCGCUUGACUUACUUUUGCGAGACUUAUGUGACCCCAAUGUCUCAUUUGGAGGUAAAGUUGUAGUCUUUGGUGGUGAUUUCCGUCAAGUUUUGCCAGUUGUACCACAAAAAACUCAAAAUGAAGUUGUUGAAGCUAGCCUUGUGUCAUCUACCCUAUGGCCCACAUUGACCCAUUUCAGCCUAACUGAAAAUAUGCGUGCGCGAGAAGACCAGCCAUUUUCUGAAUUCUUACUUGACCUUGGGAAUGGCUCGCUCCAAACAGCUGAAAUUGCAUCUGUUCAAGUACCGCCGGAAAUUGUGAUGCCAUUUGAUACAAAUUCCAAUGGUGUGGAUGAGCUUGUAAGAAGCGUUUUCCCAGAGAUAAGUGUAGGUCCAUUUUCUGACGACUUCUUCACAGAUCGGGCAAUUUUAACUCCUAUGAAGGAAGAUGUUGAUGGACUAAACAACGAUCUCAUAACCAAGUUCCCUGGAGAUCCAGUGGUCUACAAGAGUUUUGAUAUGCUUAUUGAUGAUGCUUGCAACAUGUGUCCAACAGAAUUCCUAAACACCCUCUGCCCAGGUGGUAUGAGCCCGCAUGAAUUAGUUUUGAAAGAAAACAGCCCAGUCAUUCUGCUGCGAAACCUUGCUCCAGCUGCUGGCCUGUGUAAUGGUACACGACUGUACACUCCUCUUUUUACUCAUGUUCUUGAAGCAUUUACUUUAUGCUACACUUAUUAUGCUACACGAGAUUUUCCAGAUUCCCCUGUGAUUCCUACUGCAUUGCUAUUCCACUUACUUCUUGGUAGCAAAGUAAAAAAACAAGACCUCAGCAUGAAACCUGAGAAAACUUACCUCGAUAAGUUAACUCCCACAACCAAAGCAUACAAGGUAAAAGUGAAGCUUAAAGAAAAAUCACGUACAUUGGUUUCCCCUCAAAAAAAGACUCGCUACCAACAACUCCUGUUUGAGGAUGAAAAGGUAAUUGCCUUAGUAUAUACUGCAUUUUGCUACAUUUAG